This is a messenger RNA of Homo sapiens (human), 3410 nucleotides long. It is a transcript of the gene DMWD, whose product is annotated as DM1 locus, WD repeat containing. Lineage: Eukaryota; Metazoa; Chordata; Mammalia; Primates; Hominidae. The record is from RefSeq and is marked validated. Bases 90 to 2114 code for a protein of 674 amino acids. The transcript is spliced from 5 exons. Gene Ontology annotation, cellular component: cytoplasm; nucleus; dendrite.
ACCUUUUCCGGCGCGGGCCAGCGGCUUCCGGGAGGGGGCCCGGCUGCGGGCGGCAGUCCGGCAGUGGCGGGGCCCGGGGGGCGCCCAAGAUGGCGGCGGGCGGCGCGGAGGGCGGCUCGGGCCCCGGCGCCGCCAUGGGGGACUGCGCGGAGAUUAAGUCGCAAUUCCGCACGCGCGAGGGUUUCUACAAGCUACUCCCGGGCGACGGCGCCGCUCGCAGGUCGGGUCCGGCUUCCGCCCAGACUCCGGUGCCGCCUCAGCCACCGCAGCCCCCGCCCGGCCCUGCCUCCGCCUCCGGUCCCGGCGCUGCAGGCCCCGCGUCGUCCCCGCCGCCCGCAGGCCCCGGACCCGGGCCCGCCCUGCCCGCCGUGCGCCUCAGCCUCGUGCGCCUCGGGGAGCCGGACAGCGCCGGGGCCGGGGAGCCGCCCGCCACGCCCGCGGGGCUGGGCUCGGGGGGAGACCGCGUCUGCUUCAACUUGGGCCGUGAGCUCUAUUUCUACCCAGGCUGCUGUCGUCGUGGGAGCCAACGGUCCAUUGACCUCAACAAGCCAAUUGACAAGCGGAUCUACAAGGGCACCCAGCCCACCUGCCACGAUUUCAACCAGUUCACUGCUGCCACCGAGACCAUCUCGCUGCUGGUGGGCUUCUCAGCGGGUCAAGUGCAGUACCUGGAUCUCAUCAAAAAGGACACCAGCAAGCUGUUCAAUGAGGAGCGGUUGAUCGACAAGACCAAGGUGACAUAUCUGAAGUGGCUGCCUGAGUCGGAGAGCCUGUUCCUGGCAUCACACGCCAGUGGCCACCUGUACCUGUACAACGUCAGCCACCCCUGCGCCUCGGCCCCGCCCCAGUACAGCCUGCUGAAGCAGGGCGAGGGCUUCUCUGUCUAUGCUGCCAAGAGCAAGGCACCCCGCAACCCGCUGGCCAAGUGGGCGGUGGGUGAGGGGCCCCUCAACGAGUUCGCCUUCUCGCCCGAUGGCCGGCACCUGGCCUGUGUGAGCCAGGAUGGCUGCCUGCGCGUCUUCCACUUCGACUCCAUGCUCCUGCGUGGGCUCAUGAAGAGCUACUUUGGGGGCCUGCUGUGUGUGUGCUGGAGCCCUGACGGCCGCUACGUGGUGACGGGUGGCGAAGAUGACCUGGUCACCGUGUGGUCCUUCACCGAGGGCCGCGUGGUGGCUCGAGGCCAUGGCCACAAGUCCUGGGUCAACGCUGUGGCCUUUGACCCCUACACCACAAGGGCAGAGGAGGCGGCGACAGCAGCCGGUGCUGAUGGGGAGCGGAGCGGCGAAGAGGAGGAGGAGGAGCCCGAGGCUGCGGGCACAGGCUCGGCCGGGGGCGCCCCGCUCUCUCCACUGCCCAAGGCUGGCUCCAUUACUUACCGCUUUGGCUCGGCGGGCCAGGACACGCAGUUCUGCCUGUGGGACCUCACUGAAGACGUGCUCUACCCGCACCCCCCCCUGGCCCGCACCCGCACCCUCCCUGGCACACCUGGCACCACGCCACCGGCCGCCAGCAGCUCGAGGGGUGGCGAGCCUGGCCCAGGCCCCCUGCCUCGCUCGCUGUCCCGCUCCAACAGUCUCCCGCACCCAGCUGGCGGGGGCAAGGCGGGCGGCCCGGGUGUGGCGGCAGAGCCUGGCACACCAUUCAGCAUUGGCCGCUUCGCCACGCUCACACUGCAGGAGCGGCGGGACCGGGGGGCAGAGAAGGAGCACAAGCGCUACCACAGCCUGGGCAACAUCAGCCGGGGUGGCAGUGGCGGCAGUGGCAGUGGUGGGGAGAAGCCCAGCGGCCCUGUUCCCCGCAGCCGCCUGGACCCCGCCAAGGUGCUGGGCACUGCGCUGUGCCCGCGCAUCCACGAGGUGCCCCUGCUGGAGCCCCUUGUGUGCAAGAAGAUCGCCCAGGAGCGGCUCACAGUCCUCCUGUUCCUGGAGGACUGCAUCAUCACUGCCUGCCAGGAGGGCCUCAUCUGCACCUGGGCCCGGCCGGGCAAGGCGUUCACAGACGAGGAGACCGAGGCCCAGACAGGGGAAGGAAGUUGGCCCAGGUCACCCAGCAAGUCAGUGGUAGAGGGCAUCUCCUCCCAACCAGGCAACUCCCCGAGUGGCACAGUGGUGUGAAGCCAUGGAUAUCGGGCCCCCCCAACCCCAUGCCCCCAGCCUCCUAGCCAUAACCCUCCCUGCUGACCUCACAGAUCAACGUAUUAACAAGACUAACCAUGAUGGAUGGACUGCUCCAGUCCCCCCACCUGCACAAAAUUUGGGGGCCCCCCAGACUGGCCCGGACACGGGCGAUGUAAUAGCCCUUGUGGCCUCAGCCUUGUCCCCCACCCACUGCCAAGUACAAUGACCUCUUCCUCUGAAACAUCAGUGUUACCCUCAUCCCUGUCCCCAGCAUGUGACUGGUCACUCCUGGGGAGAGACUCCCCGCCCCUGCCACAAGAGCCCCAGGUCUGCAGUGUGCCCCUCAGUUGAGUGGGCAGGGCCGGGGGUGGUCCAGCCCUCGCCCGGCCCCCACCCCAGCUGCCCUUGCUAUUGUCUGUGCUUUUGAAGAGUGUUAAAUUAUGGAAGCCCCUCAGGUUCCUCCCUGUCCCGCAGGACCUCUUAUUUAUACUAAAGUUCCCUGUUUUCUCAGCGGGUCUGUCCCCUUCGGAGGAGAUGAUGUAGAGGACCUGUGUGUGUACUCUGUGGUUCUAGGCAGUCCGCUUUCCCCAGAGGAGGAGUGCAGGCCUGCUCCCAGCCCAGCGCCUCCCACCCCUUUUCAUAGCAGGAAAAGCCGGAGCCCAGGGAGGGAACGGACCUGCGAGUCACACAACUGGUGACCCACACCAGCGGCUGGAGCAGGACCCUCUUGGGGAGAAGAGCAUCCUGCCCGCAGCCAGGGCCCCUCAUCAAAGUCCUCGGUGUUUUUUAAAUUAUCAGAACUGCCCAGGACCACGUUUCCCAGGCCCUGCCCAGCUGGGACUCCUCGGUCCUUGCCUCCUAGUUUCUCAGGCCUGGCCCUCUCAAGGCCCAGGCACCCCAGGCCGGUUGGAGGCCCCGACUUCCACUCUGGAGAACCGUCCACCCUGGAAAGAAGAGCUCAGAUUCCUCUUGGCUCUCGGAGCCGCAGGGAGUGUGUCUUCCCGCGCCACCCUCCACCCCCCGAAAUGUUUCUGUUUCUAAUCCCAGCCUGGGCAGGAAUGUGGCUCCCCGGCCAGGGGCCAAGGAGCUAUUUUGGGGUCUCGUUUGCCCAGGGAGGGCUUGGCUCCACCACUUUCCUCCCCCAGCCUUUGGGCAGCAGGUCACCCCUGUUCAGGCUCUGAGGGUGCCCCCUCCUGGUCCUGUCCUCACCACCCCUUCCCCACCUCCUGGGAAAAAAAAAAAAAAAAAAAAAAAAAGCUGGUAUAAAGCAGAGAGCCUGAGGGCUAAAUUUAA